UACACCAGUGAUGGUGGAGCCUGCAAUACCAAAGAGAGGGACGGUCGGAAAAUCAUGAAACAGUAGUGUUUCCGUCUCAGAAAAGGUCUCGACUACAAAUUUCUUAGUAACUGGUGCAUACAAAAGUGCCUGCUGCUGACAGCUAGACCUGUUGUCCUGCCAGGUUCUGAAUGUCAGAGUAGGGAAGAGGUGAGCGAUAGACUUCUGUCGUCUUCCACCAGAGAGGCAGCCCCACCAGCACUGCCACUGUCAGUACACUCAAAGAUGAGAUGUUCUGCCGCCAUUUCUCCCUCCCCUCCACGGCCCCUUCCUCCUCCUUCCUCUGCACCUCCUGUACCAUUCUGAGAGGGUUCACUGGCUAGCCGUCCUCAUACCGAACCGUUCGGAAUAAAGACGGUCUGUCCGCCGACCUUUGACCUUUGUGUUAACCCUCGAUCUACGGGCAAUUCCAGUGAAGACAGACAGCGCAACGAAUGCAGGUAGACUAGGAGGCAGUUUUAGGGAGAAUUAAGUAUGUCAGUAGAGGGAGAGCGGGGAAGAAGGGUGGCCGCCAGACAUGGCAAUAUUGUCAGCCACGAGCCUCGUCUCUCUCUCUUUCCUAUGCAGCGACAGCAGCACGGUCCAGAACGUCUUAGGGUUUAUACAGGACUACGUCCCUCAGGCAGUGACAGGGGCAAAGGUCGAGAAGAAGGGGAAGGUCUUGUGGGCUCAUUUUGAGACCGCACCUCUCAACGAGCCAGGGAGGUGCACAAUCGGAGGAGGAGGAGGAGGGGAGGGGAGAGGUGUACCUGACGCAAGACAAGACCCUCUCCUGCUGAUUGUGGGCGUGGCUUCUGGCUUCUCAGUCUGGCACAUUCCCCCGGCUGGGGAUGCCAGGGAGGUUUACUGUUGCUAUGGCGAUGGAGAAACAGCUCGGACGGCUCGUCUGGUCCCGACCCCUGACCCCUGUCUCCAGGGGUCUGAUCAGUUUGCUCACCUCAGACCAAUUCUGGCUGUCGUCAAGAAAGGAAGGUUGGGAGGAGGCAUUGUGCCCUACUCCACCUUACAACUGCUGUCGCUAUCGGCAACCGAUGCCGACACCCUCGUCAAGAAAUUCCAGUUCAAGGGAAAGCCUAUCCUGGGUCUCCAUAGCAACCAGAGGGUGUUGGCGGUAGUAUUCAGGAGGAGGGUGUUGGUCAUUGACUCCUCUUCUCUGGCCGUGAGGUUUUAUGUCAGGAAUGACUAUCCCCUGGAGCAUGUGGUGAAUCCAGUGGCGCUGGGCUCUCGAUGGCUGGCCCUCACCGAGACAAAGCUGAGUGCCAGAUACAGCAGUAGAGGAGGGGUGUGUCUCACUCAGUUACCAUCUGUCACUACUACCGUCAUCAAGAACGUCAGGAAAGGCCUCUCUGCUAUCAGCGACACAAUCUCUGGACUGACAGGAAUGGUUCAGUCGAACCCUGACCCAUCGGACUCUCCUCCCCUGACGGCGGAGCACCUGACAGCAAACGUGGUGACUGUAUUGGACACCUCCUAUGAUCAUCCCGAGGAGUUGAGGCUCCACGAAGCCGGGAGGAAAGUGGGCGGAGUUGUGGCUCAUUUCCAGGCAACUGCUGAACACGGGAGUCACAUAGCAGCUCUGACCUUUGACCCCAGUGGGACCCUGCUGGUGACUGCCAGUACAGAGGGCCAUCUGUUCAACGUGUUCCGACUGGUCCCCCACCCCUGGCUGAGCUCCAAGUCGGCCGUCACCCACCUCUACACUCUGUUCCGAGGAGCCACAUCCGCCAGUGUCCACGACAUCGUCGUCAGCUGCGACAGUCGCUGGGUUGCCGUGUCGACACUCAACGGGACCUCCCACCUGUUCCCCAUCACUCCUUACGGAGGAGAGAUGAACGUACGAACCCACACCCGGAACAAGGUCGUGAACAGGAUGUCCCGAUUCCAUACCAGUGCCGGAAUAGAGAUCGUGGCAACCAGGACGCAUUCCCAUUCCGCGGUGACCCCUCCGCCCUCCACAGUGUCUUCCUCCCCGACCUCCCACACAUCACACUCUCCCCCUCAUCACGAGAGGGACCUCCUCACCUCCUCACCUCGCCCCCUUGGCUGGAACAAUCCAAGGACCACGCCCCCUUCCCUCCCGCUCACCGUGAGAGCUCUGUACCAGAUCAAACAGCCCUACCUCUCCUCCGAUGAAAGGAGCAAGGUGUCGGUGGGUGUGGCCUCAGGUGGAGGUGGCCAUGCCCACUCAUCGCCACACCCCUCAGCGGGGGAGCCAUGGCCUGGGGAGUCUCAGUGUGUCAGGGUUCUCUUCUCUCCGUCUUCUCUCUCUUCCUCCCCCUCUCCCUCCUCGUCCUCCGGGAACACCAGUGGUGCCAGAGAAUGGAGCAGUGCAGAGGUGUCUCCAGGGUCGGCAGGGUACACGGUGUUUGUUCUGGGAGGUAGUGGGACCCUCACACGCUACUCCCUCCUGCCACGCCCACACGAGGAGGCCAGGGAGGGAGACGACGCCCCCAUCGCCAUCGACUGCCACGCCCACUUCUCCUGGCGGCUCCUCAGCAAGCCACACCCACUGACAAUGAAGCUGCCGCUACCUGAGGAUAACCCUCUAAUAUUAUCAGCAUCUGCCGUUCAGAGAACUAGGAGCGAUGCAGGGGAGAGAGAGAGGGAGGAGGAGGAGAAGGAGGGGAGGGGAGAGGGGGAGUGGUUGUCGGAGGUGGAGCUAGUGACGCAUGCCACACCCACCAGAAGACUGUGGAUGGGCCCUCAGUUCUCCUUCAAGACCUACCACUCUCAUACCACGCUACCAGUCUCCUCCCCUCGUCAAACCGGACUGAGCGAAUCCGGGGGAACUGUUGUCCCGGCAACAGCCAACCUCAUCUCACUCAGUCCUGACUCCUCCCACCAGCGACUGGUAUCGGCCGAGAGUGGAGAGAGUGCGGUCCUCUCUCCCUCCCACGACACACUCCUCUCAGACCUCUUCCAGCAGCCGCCCGAACUCACCUCGCUCACCACCAGUCCCAUUCCCAUGCCUCCACGACCUGGUUCCCAUUCCAGGGACCAUGGAAUGGAACCAGGGUCUCACAGCAUGGAACGAGGUAUGGUGGAGGUGUAUGGAUCAUGGAACAAGAUGGCGCCACGACUGGAAGCAAGUCAAACGACUGAUGUUGCCGAGCAACUAGCCGAGGCCAUGUGCGACCACACCCUCUCAUCUCCACCCACACAACCCCAGAUUACCAGGCCAACCAUGAAGAGUACAAAAACGGGGUUCCAUACUGCCAGUGACUGUCACCAGUAGCAGUUUCACAUCUACUAGCCCUAUGGAGUCACAUGUAUACAUGUCCUAUACACUCAUGC
Messenger RNA from Geodia barretti, 3333 nucleotides. NCBI's taxonomy places the organism in Eukaryota, Metazoa, Porifera, Demospongiae, Tetractinellida, Geodiidae. The record is from the annotation of a GenBank genome assembly.